Penicillium riverlandense is the source of this 5079-nucleotide messenger RNA. RefSeq lists its product as uncharacterized. Lineage: Eukaryota; Fungi; Ascomycota; Eurotiomycetes; Eurotiales; Aspergillaceae. The record is from RefSeq and is a predicted model, not a curated record. Bases 1 to 5079 code for a protein of 1692 amino acids. The transcript has 3 exons. Gene Ontology annotation, molecular function: protein binding.
AUGGCGUCGCAGCAAAUCUCCGGCAUCACAGCCACUGACGGUGCCAAAGUUUUUGCAGGGACAAACACUAUAAACAAUUUCAAUAUCGGGAAUGCUCAUGAUUUUUUACCCUGUGCCUCACAUGCUACGUUCAACGCAUACAGUCGACAAAACGAUCCUUUAUGUCUUCCAGGUACAAGGAUCGAGGUUCUAGACAGUAUUCGAGAGUGGCUGUAUGGCGAUGACCAGAGGCAUAUAUUUUGGUUAGUAGGUUGGGCUGGGACAGGCAAAUCAACUAUCGCCAGAACCGUUGCUCGAGAGGUAUACAAUGAUCAACAUUGGACGGCCAGCUUUUUCUUCUCCCGAGGUGGCGGAGAUAGAAGCUUCGGCGAGAAAUUUGUUAGUACACUUGCUCAACAGCUGGCCAACAAGAAACCUGCAUUUCGAACUCUUCUUCAAGAAGUUAUUUCAGACGAUAAGGGUAUCGUCCAACGCGCCCUGCCCGACCAAUGGAGAGAACUGAUCGCUGAGCCGAUCUCUCGACUUGACCAUUCGUCUUCACAAUCUCCUCUUAUCAUUAUAGUUGAUGCAUUAGACGAGUGUCAGAGCGACGGUGACAUCUGGCAGAUCUUGCAUUUUCUUGCAGAUCCGAGUGGGUUCGAUCACAUCCGGCUCCGAGUCCUCAUUACGAGCAGACCGGAAUCUCACAUCCGUGAGGGCCUCUAUCAGUUUCUCGAAAAUUCCCGUUAUGAUCUAGUGCUUCACGAUAUGUCCGAGUUCACAGUAGACCGCGACAUCGCAAUUUUUCUCCAACACAGUCUAUCGAAACACAGUAUAGAGGGUCACGUCAUUAAGGAACUUGUCCGAAAAUCUGCUGGCCUCUUUAUUUGGGCAGCGACCGCCUGCCGUUUCAUAAUUGCCGGGAAAAAGUUUGCUGUCAAACGACUAGACACCAUCCUCCAGGAUAGGAAUUUUGACUCUGCUCCAGAAAAACACCUUGACAACAUUUAUCUAACGGUUCUCAAGCAAUCUCUUUCACCCGAAUACACAGAACGCGAAAAAAGGGAAUUAUGUGCUUUGCUAAGAAAUAUCUUAGGGAGUAUUGUGGUUCUUCUGUCCCCUCUCUCGGAAUGUUCUUUAGGUGGCUUGCUUGCUCUCUCAGAAGAUGUAAUUCAUCAAGGGCUCGAGGACUGCCAUUCCAUCUUGGACAUCCCACAUGAUAAGACCCAACUACUCAGAUUGCAUCAUCCCUCAUUUCGCGACUUUCUUCUUGAUAGUAGAAGAUGUCAAGAUCAAAGCUUCUGGGUUGAUGAACAGAAAGCACACUCGGUAUUAUUUGAACGUUGCGUGGAUGUGAUCUGCAGCAAUCUCAACCAAGAUAUUUGCGAUGUACGAGCACCUGGAACCACUGUGGCCGAAAUGCCGACAACCAUAGUGAAUAAAGUUCUUCUGCCGGAGGUCCAAUAUGCUUGCCUCUAUUGGGUUCAGCAUCUAUUGAGAGCAAAAUUUGAAGCUGGGGCUCAAACCCUUAUCCAGAAAGUCCUCCAGAUGCAUUUUCUCCACUGGAUCGAGGCACUUGCCUGGAUGCAGAAGAUCUCAGAAGCAAUCUCAUCUAUUACUGCUUUGGAAGCGAUUAUUCAGGGUCAUAGCUACUUUCAGAAAAUAGGCGACUCACAGGAACUUCUAAAGCAAGUCCAAGAUGCCUCUCGAUUUAUCCGAUACCACAGGGUAGCAAUCGAAAGCGGGCCCCUUCAAGUAUACAGUUCAUCGCUUAUCUUCAGCCCAAUCGAAAGUCUAACUAGACAUUUUUAUGAAAAGGAACGGCCAAAGUGGGUUCUGAACGAUGGUGCGAUCGAAAGUCAUUGGAGUCCAUGCCUUUACGCACUCGAGGGACAUAGUAAUCCGCUUAGCUCAAUCUCCUGGUCCCAGAAUGGAAGCAGACUCGCAUCAGCAUCAGGUUAUGGUACAAUCAAGAUCUGGGACCCGGCCACUGGACAGUGUACAUCAACCCUAGGACAUGGAGGUCGGGUUACAUCAAUUGCCUGGUCGCAGGAUGGAAGCCAACUCGCAUCAGCAUCAGAUGAUGGUAUAGUCAGGAUCUGGGACCUAGCCACUGGACAGUGUACAUCAACCCUAGGACAUGGAGGUCGGGUUACAUCAAUUGCCUGGUCGCAGGAUGGAAGCCGACUCGCAUCAGCAUCAGAUUCUGGUACAGGUUAUGGUACAAUCAAGGUCUGGGACCCGGUCACCGGACAGUGCACAUCAACGCAUGAAGAACAUAGUGAUAUACUUAGGUCAAUUACCUGGUUACAGGACGGAAGCCGACUCGCAACAACAUCAGAUGACAAGACUGUCAGAAUUUGGGACCCAGCCACUGGGCAGUACACCUUAAUGCUCGAGGGACAUAGAGGUUGGAUUAGCUCAAUUUCUCUGUCGCCGGAUGGAAGUCGACUAGCAUUAGCGUCACGUGCUACACUUAGGAUCUGGGAGACAUCCACCGGGCAAUAUAGCUCAACGCUUGAGGGACAUAGUACUUGGAUUAGCACGAUUGCCUGGUCACAGGAUGGAAGCCAACUCGCAUUAGCAUCAGAUGAUGGUACAGCUAGAAUCUGGGACCUGGCCACCAGACAAUACACAUCAACGCUCCAGGGACAUAGAGGCCGAGUUACGUCGAUUUCCUGGUUGCAGGAUGGGAGCCGUCUAGCAUCAGCGUCAACAGAUGGUACAGUCAGGAUCUGGGACCCAUCCACCGAGCAGUGCAUCUCAAUGCUUCAGGGACAUGGUUGUUCGAUUAGCUCGAUUUCUUUGUCGCAGGAUGGGACCCGACUCGUUUCAACAUCAGAUGGUGUAGUUACAAUCGAAGACCCAUCCACCGGAAAGUGCACAUCAAUCCUAGGAUAUGGACAUCGAGUUAAAUCAAUUGCCUGGUCGCAAGAUAGAAGCCGAUUCGCGUUAGCAUCAGAUGAUGGUACAGUUAGGAUCUGGGACCCAGCCACUAGUCAAAGCAGCUUAGUGAUCAAGCGGCAUAGUAGUGGCUGGGCUAGCUCAAUUGCCUGGUCGCAGGAUGGAAGCCAACUCGCAUCAGCAUCAGAUGAUGGUAUAGUCAGGAUCUGGGACCUAGCCACUAGUCAGUGCACAUCAGCCCUAGGACACGAAGAACGGGUUAUGUCGAUUGCCUGGUCGCAGGAUGGAAGCCGACUCACAUCAGUAUCAGAUUAUGGUACAAUCAAGAUCUGGGACCUGGCCACCGGACAGUGCACAUCGGACCUAGGACAUAGAAAGGUUAUGUCAAUUUCCUGGUCGCAGGAUGGAAGCCGAUUCGCGUUAGCAUCAGAUGAUGGUACAGUUAGGAUCUGGGACCUAGCCACUAGUCAGUGCAUCUCAGCGAUUGAGGGAUAUAGUCGUCAAACAAGAUCAAUUGCCUGGUUGCAGGACGGAAGCCGAUUCGCAUCAGCAUCAGAUGAUGGCAUAGUCAGGAUCUGGGACCCAUCCAUAGGCCAGUGCACCUCAACAAUCCAGGGGCAUAGUGGUCGCUCGAUUUCCUGGUCGCAAGAUGGAACCAAACUCGCAUUACUUUCAGAUGAGAAGACAAUCAAGAUCUUUGAUUUGGCCACUAGGCAAAGCACCUCAACGCUUGAGGGGCAUAGUGGUUCGAUUAGGUCAAUUUCUCUAUCGCCGGACGGAAGCCGACUAGCAUUCACGUUAAAAGAUGAUACAGUCAAGAUCUGGGACCCAUCCACCACACAUUGCACCCUAGCACUCCAGGGGCAUAGUGGUCGCUCGAUUUCCUGGUCGCAGGAUGGAAGCCGACUAGCAUCAGCAUCAGAUGAUGGUAUAGUCAGGAUCUGGGACCCAUCCGCCGGACUAUGCACCUCAACAUUCCAGGGACAUAGUUGUCGCUCGAUUUUCUGGUCCCCGGAUGGAAGCCGACUCGCAUCAGCAUCAGAUGAUAGUGUAGUCAGGAUCUGGGACCCAACCAUUGGUCAGUACACCUCAGCAGCGAUUGAGGGACAUAGUCGUCGGGUUAGCUCGAUUUCCUGGUCGCAAGAUGGAAGCCGCCUCGCAUCCGCCUCAGAUGAUAAGACAGUUAGGAUUUGGAACCCGGCCACUGGACAGUGUAUAUCAACGCUUAAGGAACAUAGUGAUUUGGUUAAGUCUGUUGUCUGGUCGCAGGACGGAAGUCGCCUUGCAUCCGCGUCAGAUGAUAAGACAGUUAGGAUCUGGGACCCGGCCACCGGGCAGUGCAGAUCAACCCUAGGACAUGGACGUCGAAUUACUUCGAUUGCCUGGUCGCAGGAUGGCCGACUCGCAUCUACGACAGAUGAUGCUACAGUUAGGAUUUGGGACCCAGCCCCCGGACAGUGCAUCCUAGCGCUCAAGGCACCUAGUGGUUGGGCUGGCCUAAUUACAUGGUCGCAGGACGGUAGCCGACUCGCAUUUGCGUCAUAUGAUAGGGCAGUCAGAAUAUGGGAUCUGGCCACCCGACAGUGUACCUUAACACUUAGGGAACAUAGUCGACCGGUUAGUUCGAUUGCCUGGUCUCAUGAUGGAAGCCGACUCGCAUCAGCAUCGGAUGAUGGUUUAGUCAGGAUCUGGGACUCAGCAAUCGGAAAGUGCACCUUAGCGAUCGAGGGACACAGUCGUCGGGUUACCUCGAUAUCCUGGUCGCAAGAUGGAAGCCGCCUCGCAUCCGCGUCAUAUGAGACAGUUAGAAUUUGGGACCCGGCCACCGGACAGUGCACAUCAACGCUUAGUGUCUCUUCUUCGUGUAGCAUUCGAUUUGAUGAAGACAAUUCGAAUCUGCUGCAUACAGGUGAUGGUGCAUUUAACCUAGAGUCCUCUGUUUCUGUCACGACCUUUCCUGGUAUUUCGCUGCCUUUGCCACAGCAGUUCGGGUAUGGCUUCACGGACGACCGUACAUGGGUAACCUACCAAGGGAAAAAUCUUCUAUGGCUUCCCCCCGACUAUCGGCCAUCUUCAGGUGACGCGUUUGCAGCAAGGCCAUUUUCAUGGCCUAUGUCUGAAGCAAAUUUGGCAAUCGGUUGUUCCAGCGGUCGUGUAUUAAUUUUGAGGCUUCCAGAAGACAAAACGGUUUCGUAG